AUGGUUUCCCCAGAGGGUGAUGGAAGAGUCCCUACGCACAGCAAAGAGGGGCUCAGUGAAAAGGACCUGCCCCCCUCUCCAGUCCUGCCCCCUCGGAGGAGCCGAAGAAAAUGCAGGAAGUGUAGCAUCUGUCCCCAGGAUGAGGAGGAGCCACACUUUUCCUUGAGGCUUGGUCAGAGACCGUCUGGCGACUGCCAGCCUGUGCAAGACCCUCCGGAAAGAGCUUCUCCAGAGGCCUUUGCUGGUCCCCAAAGGCUUCUUUCUUCCAAGAACACUGGGCCUGAAGAGCCCGCUGGAAGUUGGGCGGAAUGUGCUCUAGAAUCUGAGGUUGAAAAUAUGUUCUUUGCCAAGGACGUGCUUCCGCCAGACAGCCUCGACCACCUUUUUGAAUUCCCAGGGCUCUUUGGAGGUGAGCCCCUUAGUCUGGUCACACAGGAUCCUCCCCAGAGUCCAGCACUGUACCCAGAGGUGCUGACUGGGGAUUCUACAGAGCAGCAGGAAGCGCAGUCCGGGUUUGUGGUUGGCAGCCCUGGCACUCCACCUCACCCGGAGGGGCCAGAGGACAAGGCCCAGCCAGGGUCCAGGAUGGAGUUGGGGCAAGGACUUGUUACUCCAGCUGAUUUCUGUGCCAGCUCCCUGGAGCCCUUGGGUGGGCUCGAUGGUGCAUCCCAGGAGCAGAGAAGACCCAAGCACGUGAAUAAACGGCCUUGGGGAAGUCCAGACAACUCAAGCCAGGAUCACCCAGAGGAAGCCAGGAAAAAUGAUUGCCCCAGACCGGAGGAGGUGCGAGUGUCCUGCGGGGUGAAGUCCGUGUACUAUGUAGGUGCUUCUUCUUCAGUGCUGUCCUUCACCCUGUUUGGCUUUGGGAUGUGGGUCUGCUCUGGGUCAGGGAUCAAGCUUCUGGGAGCCGUCAGCAGCAGGCAGCCAGGACAAACUGAACCUAUGGAGGAGUUGGAGGCCAGCUCAGCCAGGAGGAAGAGAAAGCCCAUGACUGCUCACCCGGCCUGUUGUCAGAGUGACCCUUCAGAAACCGAGAAUGUGCAGCCUCUUCAGCAGAGGGCAGAGGACCCAGGUGAGCGGGAGAUUAUGCCUCUGGAUGUUGGAGUGCGAUUGGCUGUGGUCCGUGCCAUGCAGGAGGUACUGUGGACUCGUGGGGAGCGUUCCUGCUCAGGGCUUGCUUGUCCCCACAGCACCCAGGAGCUUCCCAACCUGGCGUUGAGGGAAGACGAGGUGGAGGGCAUUGCAGAAGGCAUUGAGGCGGCCCUCUUCCACCUGACCCAGGACACCAACCUCCGCUACAAGAGCAAGUACCGUAACCUGCUCUUCAACCUGCGGGAUCCCCGAAAUGACCUGUUUCUCAAAGUGGCUCACUGUGAUGUCACCCCUAAGGACCUGGUACAGAUGAGCUCAAUCCAGCUGGCCCCGAAGGAGCUGUCCCGCUGGCGGGACCAGGAGAAGAGAAGGAGCCUGGAUAUCAUUGAGCAACAACAGAAGGAACCGUACAGGCUUCCCGCCUCCAAACUGACUCACAAGGGCGAGGUAGAGAUCCCGCGGGACUCGGACCAGAUGCUGACCUUGGAAGACCUGAUGGAACCCAUGGUGCCCAGAGAGUGCAGCCUACAGGCCCUGACGACCCCCCUGGAGGACACCGCAGAUUGGCAUCAGCACCACCACUGUGACUCCAGCUGCCCGAUCUGCACGGGUGGGGGAGGCAGGAAGGCUGACAGUGGGAGCCAGCCAGAGCUACAAGCUGGUAUCAGCCACAAACGGGAGUGCCUGUGCCACAGGUCACCUUGGAAUGAAGACAGCGCAAGACUUGGUUCCAAGGCAGGCGGUGGGCUGGCUUCUCCCUCUGUAUACACAUUUCAAUUCUUGCCUCUGUUCUUUGCAGAUCAGAAAUCCUCAACUACACUGCCAGCCUUCUCCCCGGCCGCCAUGAACGGGGAGGAAAACGCCAUGCAGAAAGCCCCAAGUCCAGCUCCUGUGUCCUCUCCAGAGAUGCUCAAAGUUGGGAAGAUACCCCCUAAGGAACCACAAGACAGGCUCCAGAUGCCUGCUGGGCCCAAACCUGUCCCGCCCAGCCCUCCGCCCUGGGAGGGUUCACUGGACAUGUUCUCCAUCAAGCACUUCCGGACCAAGGCGCAGCUGAUCUCCGGGCACAGCUGUCAGCUUGUCCAGGGUCUGCCGGAGGUCAUUCGCUCAGCAGGCCGCCUCCCUCCAAACCACAUCUGGGAUCUUCUAGACAGUAUGGGCCCAUCCAGGGCAAAGGACAUCUGUGUGAUCAGAUUGUGUCCCCACGGGUCUCGGGACAUCCAGAACUACCGUCUGCUCUACUCCUACCUCAACGACAAGCAGUGCCACUGCCUGGCGACCGUGCAUCAUGUGAAAAUGGUCCUGCUGCCCUUGCCUGCCUUUGAGCCUCUGCCAGCCAGGCUGCGCCCUCUGGGGGGCCCAGGUCUUGAAACUGCUCACACGAGCCUGUUACUGGCUGUGCUGUUCCCAAAGGAUGAGCUUCCAGACACAGCUCUGUCCAGCCCCGUGUGGAGCAAGGCUCCAAAGACCGUGUCUUUCAGCAAAAAGGUGGAAAGGAUCCGAUACUCAUCAGAGGACAGGAGGUCAGAGGCCACCCCGAGAGGACCAUCUCCCCACGAGGAGGAGCCAAAGCAGAGCUUGGCCCAGGGCAACCUGGCUCCAAGGAGUGUGUGUGCUCCACAGAGCCUCUCCAGAGGCAGGGGAAGUGAGCCUGGGUGGGGACAGUGGUCCUCAGAAGCAGGCUGGCACUACUGCCAGCAUCCCAAUCCAGCAGGACCCACGUUCCCUGGCAUCAGCCGUGGACAGCACCUCCACAGGGCCUCCUGUUUCCAUCAUGACCUACACCAGCACCUCAAGGUCUUAGUGACCAUGAGUCACCAGUUCCAGGCCUCACUGAGGCCCCAAGGCCAGGAUUCCUGCCUCCCGUCUACCGUAGUAUCUGUAGUUCCAGAUCCCCCUGGGUCUUCUUCAGGCCCUUUGGAUGGAGGUGGCUCUGGCUGUCCCCUGCCAGAGGGGCCUGACCCUUUAGAGCUUCCAGAAUAGGAGUGUUGAAUCCUUUCCCAAUGCUGAACCCCAGGAACGACAAGUGAGCUCUCCCACACCUGCCCAGUUUGUGUCUGUUCUGCAGUCUGUUUGAUGUUGAUUUUUGGUUCAAUAAAAACU
Molecule: messenger RNA, 3195 nt
Organism: Rattus rattus (black rat)
Lineage: Eukaryota; Metazoa; Chordata; Mammalia; Rodentia; Muridae
Gene: Spocd1
Product: SPOC domain containing 1
Exons: 14
Coding region: 1-3075 (1024 amino acids)
Biological process (GO): DNA-templated transcription
Cellular component (GO): nucleus
Source: RefSeq, a predicted model, not a curated record